AGGAGUGACAGACGCAUAGAGAAUAUUCGGGUGUGCCAGAAAUCUGCGCUGUGUGCUUUUGCGCUCUCCAUCCCCGCGAUCAACGCAAGGCAUGAAUCUCAUCCCCGCGUUUAUUCAUUCUGUCGACAUCGCCGUGCACAUAUGUAACGCAUCUUGUUGAGAUGCGCGUGCGGGAUUAAAUCGGAUGGAGUGCGCAGUUAAGACAAUAACCGAGAGGAGAGAGAUAUUUGCGUAUUGCAUCUGUCCGUGGAUGUGAAUCUGGGAGGAAUGGACACGCAAAACACGAUGCAGUCCAGGUGUCGUCAUCUCAAUGUCAGGGAUUUCUUUUGAUCGCCUAAAAUCCUUUAUAUCUCAUAAUAACCGCGUGGAAACAGCCGUCUGGACUGUAUAAGGUAGAUGUGUUUAUUUAUGAUAUAUAAAUGCAUUCAGUCUCAUAACAUUUGGUUAAUCACAAAUACUAACCUGCUAACCCUUCGAAGAUUAAUUUAAUCGGGUGAUCAUUAAGUAUUCAUAGUGACAUUACCUUUGGGAAUUGUGUUUCUGAUGCAUUGGAGUGGGUUUUGGACAUAUGAGCUGUGUCUUCACAUGAGCUGAGAAAUUUAUUUCGCUGUCACCAAGUGUGAUUAUUCACCUUAAUAAGAUUGGUGGGAUGAAUGGUGCGGAUGCAUAGUGACUGAAUCAAAGGAGAACUGGAAGAGAACAUCAUUGGAGUCACCGACAUAUUCCCUCAUCCACGCUGAACGAAUCACUGUGACAUCUGGCACUGAAAUUGCUUAGUCUGUCAAGACAUCUGUGAGCUGUUCUGUCUGUGGUUAAGAUUACGUGCCCCCCUCCCGGCAACAUCUAGAGAGGACUUGAGUCCAAACUGAAGCCAGAUAGGUCCAGCUUGAAUCCACAAAGGUUGUGUCUAAAUCCAUAGGGGACAUAUUCCUGUUGAAUUGGGAAGCUCGAGUCCAAGCUUGCUCCAUUGAGUUCAUAACCUAUCUAUGAUUCCUGGGGCACCUGCAACAAUGCUCCCAGCCACGGAGGCAGCCAAGAUCUACCAGACCAACUACGUGAGGAAUUCUCGCGCUAUUGGGGUCUUGUGGGCCAUCUUUACCAUCCUCUUCGCCAUUGUCAAUGUGGUAUGUUUUGUUCAGCCCUACUGGAUCGGGGAUGGCGUGGACACGCCGCAGGCCGGCUAUUUUGGCCUCUUUCACUACUGCAUAGGGAGCGGAACGGCCCGGGACCUGAAGUGCCAGGGAAGCUUCACCGAGUUUAGCUCCAUCCCAUCAGGAGCCUUCAAAGCAGCGUCGUUCUUCAUCGGGAUGUCCAUGGUGCUGGUGCUGUCCUGCAUCGGCUGUUUCGCCCUCUUCUUCUUCUGCAGCACAGCCACUGUGUAUAAGAUCUGUGGGUGGAUGCAGCUGGCAGCAGGUACAUGUCUGGUGCUGGGCUGUAUGAUAUAUCCUGACGGCUGGGAUGCGGAUGAGGUAAAGCGGAUGUGCGGAGAAGAAACCGAUAAAUACACCAUCGGAGCUUGCUCAGUACGCUGGGCGUACAUCCUGGCCAUUAUGGGAAUCAUGGACGCGCUCAUUCUGUCGUUCCUGGCCUUCGUGUUAGGAAACAGGCAGGAUGGCCUAAUGUCCGAGGAGCUGCUGGGAGACAAGACUGGAAAUGCAUAGGUGGAAGACGCAAACAGAUGAGCGUGUUUGCUUCGUUGAAGGAAAAUCAUUAUGUGAAGUCACAAUUCAGCUUUACCCAUCAUCCUGAGGGCGGGAAGCCUGACUGCAGCAGUUUGGAAAAUGUUUGAGCAAAUGACGAAAACGCGGUGAUGGGUGUCCAGAACACUCGCUGCUUUUCUGUACAUAUAUCUACUUUUCACUUUACUCCUUGGAAAUGCUUUUUAACAAAUCCCUAGUUUGAUUUAUCGUGUUCUGUGCCACUACUAUGAUAGGGCAGCUAAUGCACCAUUAAGAAACACAAUAAAAAAAAUUAUGUUGCGUCACCCUCUUCAAGCUUAUCUUACGGUAAUAUUAACAUUUUGGGAUUUAUGAAUAUUACUGUAAACUACCUGAGAGGGUUUUCCAAUUAAAGUCAAGUAUACUUAUGUAAAGGGGGGGUGUAGAUUUCGGCACAGAGCAGCACUACAGAGACUUUACCGGCUUGUUAAUAUUUCUCUCUCUCUCUUGGCUACACUGGACAUGGAAAUUGAAAACACAUCAGCCGCAAGAGAAGACAAUACAACCCCGAAAGCCAAAUUAAACAUGAGCGAUCAUUCAAUUGAGUUUUACAUGUACAACCACCACCACACUCUCCAAUAUUGUUUUACAGGGGUAUGUAAAGAGGUGAGUUCACUGUUGAUAUAUUUUAAUAAUUAUGUGUCAAAAUUAGGAGCGGACCACUCCGCCGUUAGUAUUCGUGCACAAGCCAAGUAUUCACUGAACUAGGAGAGUGUUUUAAGUAUUACGUAUCGAGUGUACACGUUGAAUUUCUGUAUGUCUCUACUUCGAUAUUUCCUUCUUUGCAGUGUCGGUGCUGUAUAGUUAUGUGUGCCAUAUUUAUGAUGUUCUCAGCUGGUACCGUUUUGUAUUCUUGGUAUAGUCAUUCUGUCCCACCAGGAUAAGAGUCGCCAACCUAAAAGAAAACAUGUCAUCUGAAAUAGUUUUGGGAAGUAGGUUAGUAAAUAAAUGCACACCCACAGGAAAUGACCUCACUGUGUAUCUGGUGCCACUCCCCCAAUCCUGGGCCGCUGAAGAUUUUGGAUGAUACUGAAAGUUCCGAAUGGGAAAAAAUUUAAGGGUUUGCUUUAUUUAUUGGGUAUGUCUUGUCAGAUACUGUUGUAUGUAGGAAAUGAUGUAAAUACACCAUAAUAAUGUAUUAGUUACAGAGGCAAUUCGCAAAUUCAUGAAUAAAGAUUUUACCUCUACCAAACGAAACUGAGACAAGAUGCUUUUUUAGCAUUGUUGCAUACACAAAUUGAAAUCAGCUCAUAUUAUUAUAGCAGGAGUGUCCAAAUUUUGUUAAGCAAGGGGUACCACAAUGGGUAAAACAAUCUGGAGGGCUACUUUUUUGAUCUACUCAAAACUUUCUUUUACUUGUUGAUAUGUUUUAUCAUUUAAAAUGCCAAGCUAAUAUAUAAAACAUGUAGUAAUAUUAAAAUUAAGGCUAUUAAUAGAAUGUGUUUGUGGUAGGAACUCACAGACUAAGUGCAGGGAACCUGGUGCCCAUUGGCACCAUGUUGGAGACCACUCCAGAU
Messenger RNA from Paramisgurnus dabryanus, 3235 nucleotides. The record is from RefSeq and is a predicted model, not a curated record. NCBI's taxonomy places the organism in Eukaryota, Metazoa, Chordata, Actinopteri, Cypriniformes, Cobitidae.